Prorocentrum cordatum is the source of this 573-nucleotide messenger RNA. The record is from the annotation of a GenBank genome assembly. NCBI's taxonomy places the organism in Eukaryota, Dinophyceae, Prorocentrales, Prorocentraceae.
AUGAGUUGGCGGCCUGCUUCCCAGCUUACUGCCGUUGGAACGGACGCGUACCAGGGCGACGAGAACAAAUUCCAGGACGUGUCCCACUGGCUUGGUGUGGCAGGAGGCUUCUUGUCUGCACGGCCCGCGCCGACGAACCUGGCUGAGCUGAGGUCCUGGGGCGCGACGGCUGUGGUGACCCUCCUUCACGGAGGCGAGCGUGGCAUCGAAGUCCUCAGGCAGGGAGAGGAGCGGCUGGGGCUGAAGUGGCAGGUGGCGCCAGUGCAGCCGAUCUCGAACGCGAGCAGGCCGGUCUCUGCGGAGGAUGUCGUGAGUUUCCGCACGGCGAGCUUGGCGCUGGAGUGGCUGCGGCAAGGCGAGCACGUCGCCGUGCACUGUCGAGCGGGCUUCCACCGCACCGGUACGUUCUGUUACGUCCUCCUGCGCCAGAGCGGCAAGAGCCCGGCUGAAGCGAUGGAGGCUCUGAGGACAAUAGCUGACCUGGCGGGAGAUGGAGAUGAGGACCAGGAAGAGGCCACACGGCUUGCACGUGAAGGCAGAGCAGGUAUUCCAGGCCCUCCGCGCCCCACCUGA